GACUACACUUCUGAUUGGGUGAUAGAGGAGCCCUCGCAUACAGGGACAGAAUUUUCGCUCACCGUUUGCAGAUGUGUUUACUAUAAAUACAUGAAAACUGAACCACUAUCGUAAAUUGCAACACCAUUCAAAGGAUCAAAAUGGGAACCUUGCAAGAACCCAGUGCUUUGACAGCCAGACUGCAGAACACUCUCAUGUCUUACCAUAGCCUGGAUGAGAAUGAGUGGAGGGUAGCCAAGAAAUCGAAAGAUGUCACGGUAUGGAGAAAGUCAUCAGAGGAGUUUCGUGGCUAUCUGUAUAAAGCCCAGGGUAUGGUCGACGAUAACCCCAAUAGAAUAGUGGAUUACAUACGCCCUGGGCCUUAUCGAUUAGACUGGGAUAGUUUGAUGACAGCAAUGGACAUAAUAGAAACCCUUGAUCAGGGCUGUUGUGUGAUGAGGUACACUACUGCAGGCCAGCUGUGGAACAUCAUAGCUCCCAGAGAGUUUAUUGAUUUCUCCUACACCACAGACUACCAGGAUGGACUAUUGUCCUGCGGUAUCAGUGUGGAGCAUGAGGAGCAGCACCAGAGUUAUGUCCGGGGCUUCAACCACCCAUGUGGCUGGUUCUGUGUGCCCACCUCAGAUAGCACCACCACCCCAGCCCAGAGCCUCCUGACAGGGUACAUUCAGACAGACCUACGGGGUAUGAUCCCCCAAUCUGCCGUGGACACAGCCAUGGCCAGCACCCUCAUCAACUUCUACACUGACCUGCGCAGGGCUCUGAAGAAGGCCUAACCAGUACUAGCCCGGUUGCCAGAUUGGUUUAUGCUUUAGCCAACUCUCUCGUAUUUGUUGUUAUACUGAAUGUAUGGGAUGGCAAGGGAAGUAAGAGGGGUUGGCUAAAACAAGUUCAAAUCUGGCGACUAGGCUAAACCAGUACAUCCUAACAGCACUCCUUUUUCAAUACACCAGUCGAUUGAUCAGUCAGUCUAUACUCCACCCUCAUAGAGGGCUAUAGAGAUCCAACUCCAAUUCACACCAACUCAGGGCAGGAUCCAGUUUAGGUUGAAACAGGGUAGGAGUUAAAGGACAUGUUCUGACCUGGUCUGCUGCUCACUGGACUUUGGAGUUGUGACGUGUUAUUUGUCUGCCCUUUAAAUCAUUAUAUAAUACUGAAAAUUGCUACGAGAUUAAAGUAGUACACAAAUACUGAAGCACUUGAUCAAAGUCGAUGUUUGCCUUUUUUGUUGAUCUCUUUUGCUGAUUUCGGACAAACAUCGAACAUACCCAACAAAUGUAAUCGUUGGUUGUUGAUAGAUUUAAAACAUCUAGGUAGACAGACAGCCAAUACAAUCAAUCCAAUGUUGCUUUUAGUUGAAGUUACAUGUGAAAGUGUUUGCAGGACUACACAUUGGAAUUUGACUGGUGUGUCACACCCUGAUCUGUUUCACCUGUCCUUAUGCUUGUCUCCACCCCCCUCCAGGUGUCACCCAUCUUCGCUAUUAUCCCUGUGUAUUUAUACCUGCGUUCUCUGUCUGUUUGUUGCCAGUUGGUCUUGUUAGUUCAAGUUUAUCAGCGAUUUUCCUGGCAGCGCCUAUCGUUUCCCAGGCUCUCUUUCCUCGUCAUCCUGGUUUUUUACCUUUGCCUGUCUUGACCCUUUAUCCGCCCGUCUGACCUCUCUGCCUAAGCCUGCCUGUCUUCCUGUACCUUUGCUCCACCUCUGGAUUACUGAACUCUGCCUGUCCCUGACCCUGAGUCCGCCUGCCGUCCUGUACCUUUGCUCCACCUCUGGAUUACUGAACUCUGCCUGUCC
Molecule: messenger RNA, 1794 nt
Organism: Oncorhynchus gorbuscha (pink salmon)
Lineage: Eukaryota; Metazoa; Chordata; Actinopteri; Salmoniformes; Salmonidae
Gene: stard4
Product: StAR-related lipid transfer (START) domain containing 4
Exons: 6
Coding region: 141-776 (211 amino acids)
Biological process (GO): cholesterol transport involved in cholesterol storage; cholesterol import; intracellular cholesterol transport
Cellular component (GO): endoplasmic reticulum; cytosol
Molecular function (GO): cholesterol binding; cholesterol transfer activity
Source: RefSeq, a predicted model, not a curated record